This is a messenger RNA of Pocillopora meandrina, 4577 nucleotides long. Lineage: Eukaryota; Metazoa; Cnidaria; Anthozoa; Scleractinia; Pocilloporidae. The record is from the annotation of a GenBank genome assembly.
AUGCCAGUAAGCUGCAGUGGGCGAGGAAGGUACGUGUAUCGAAUCAGCAACUCAUAUUGAAAAUAAUGUAUUUCGGCUCCCUCCAAAUCAAAUGCAAACUUUUUGAAAACCCCUUCUUAUCAGAUGCUUAAGGAGAUGAAAGUUUAUCUCCCUGGUCUCAAGUUUUACCCAACAGAAUAUCGACCGUUGAUAUUUUCUUUGUUUAACCUUUAUUAUAUAAGUUUAUUCAAUUGACUUCCAGAGAAGACACAGGUUUAUUCGUAAAUUAGUCGUUAAAAGCAAAAAUUGAAGUCAGAGGCUUCAUGCUAUAUUUUGGGAAACAAGUGGGAGGAACAUCGAAUAUUAUUGCUAUAUUUUAGUUAUGAAAAGUCUGGCCUGGACCUGCACUAUGAAUAGUUACAUAACUCAAGCGCACGUGCGAACAUGAGUUCAUCUUCUAGUGAGAAGGGAGGAGAGGAAGGGUACAGGGUGCCCUUCAAAUUUCUUCUGAUGUCACCAGAACAAAGCCUUUUCCCAUUGGUACCUUAAAAGUCCUUGUUAGGAGUCAGAUUGAUUAAAAGAAGCAAAAGCAAAGAGAGGGCGUGGACUUAGCCAAACUUUAAAACAAUUCCGAAGUGGCCUGUUUUCUUUAAAAAUACUGAAAGCAAUUAUUUUGCAAAUUGUUUGCUUGCAAACCGAAAAAAAAAUUUAGGGAAGGGGAAACGGAAAAGUAUUUAACAGAGAUCUUAGUUGUCAUUCGCUUAGAUCAAAUCUCCGAUGAAAAGGUUAGCAGGUUUCCAACAGGUUAUAAGACCAAACCUAAACGUGUCCACAUGGUACAGAAAUAACACAAAACGUGACUUACAAACUGAAGUGGGCUUAACUGUUUAUAGGCAAUAGCCAUGUAGUCUAGCUUUUUUACGUCGUUGAGUUAAAUAUAUGCCGAGGGUUGUAUGCAAAUCUGAUGUUUGUUUUGGUAACAAUUAUUCUUUAGAUGGUUUCCUCGUAAUUAUCUUUUCAUCGUGGAGAAGAAAGGAGACCUUUUAUACAUCUAUUGUCUUUUUGUCCAAAAAACAACUUUCAGUGCAUAGCAGAAAAUAGCGUUCAUUUGUUAAGGACGGAAAGGCGUCGAUGUUGACAUUCUUAAAAUAUUAAACUGUCCUCCUUGACUUUUCAGUAUUACAAGCGUUGCCAGCAAUGGUGAAUUUCAGUGGAAAGAAGGAUUCGAUCUGAUGAACGUUGGUUUCGAACUUGAUUCCAAUCCCCUGAAGAUUGACUUGUCAGGCGCUGCAUACAGUCACGUUGACCGUAUGAAUCAAACUUCUAAUCGUGUUAGCUCUUGCAGCUCCUCGAGAAGCUCUGAAUUCCAGGCCGUGUUGGAAGCUCUAUCCGACUACAAAAUAAACGAACCAAGUACAAAAGGAAAUGACAGCUCUGCGAUUUGUUCCAACGAAAAAGGCGACUCGGGACAGCAAAGCUUAGUGGAUUCAUCAAGUGGUAGUGCAAUAAGUAAGUUCAAUCGAGCGCCUCCAAUGCUGACGCGUCGCAAGUCUCUUCCAUCUCUUGGCCUUGUGGCCGUAGACGUGCAGUACAGUGUGCCAAGUUCAAAAUCGUUUCCUAGUGACUUAUCUAAGAAUAUUGCUGGGAAAGAGUUAGAUGUUAUACUAGAAACUCCCAGGAAAGGAAAACAAAAGCCUCAUCAUUUAGCAAAUAUACUGACAAGGCCAGAGGGUCGGAGGCGUCGGUUCUCACUUGGUGCCCAAGGUAAUGAGGCCCCAUCAAAAAGCCGCACAGUUGUUCCUAAAACGAAGCAAAGAAGACCAUCUUGUUCGAAAUUUGCCGAAAGCCCGUCUGUUUGGCGCGUGCAGGUGCACAAAAGGAACCUGGACAUUAAUGACGAAGACGAUAGGUUAUACUCCCGUUUUCAAACUCGUCGAGGCAGUUUCGCAGGAUUUUCUACAGUUGCAGAUCAAUCAGAAAAAAAACAAAGUUUACUUCCAAAAAUUGGGAGAAGAAAUUCACUCGUGCAAAACGAUGAUGAAGAAUGAACGAUGUCUCACGAAUGAAUUUAAACUAAAUAUUGUAGCGAAAAAAUUCUGAUCCGACUUGUAGCGAUUAUAUUUCGUAUAAUUAGCUGGCGACUUUCUUAAGUAUUUCCUUUUUUAUAGAUUGAUCUGUUAUUUGUUAUUAGUCAUACGUACAACAAGGUCAGUUCAUAGCUAAGAUUCUGAGCCAUAGAAAAUAGCUAAUAGAAGGGUAAUGCUAAAUAAAAAAUUGUAAUUGAAGCCCUUAGGAAAAAAUGAUCCUCUACAUUUAAUUUAAAACCCAUUAAUUGUCAAGGUAUGUCAUAAACCGAGUUUGACAGUUGUUCUUUCUCACUUCAGCUACCAGGCCAAGAUUAUUGAGCCAAGUAUAGUCGUCAGCUAAGAACAAUAGUUCAGGGCUUUGUAUGGGAAAUAAAUGCUUAUUGUAAUUAGCGCAUUAAAUUUGCAGUCUGAAAAAUUUUACAAGUGACUAUUUAUAACAAAUUGCACAAGAAAUCAUAUAUGUGAAAGAAAGAAGACAGAAUAUCAAAAUUAGUAAAAUCUUGACAUUGCACACCCUCACAUCAGUAUAUAUAUUCUCCAUACUGCUCCCUAUACUUUUCCUUAGGAACUGAUAAGGAGAAUUUGUUUGACAAUCAUGAGCUUCUUUAGUUGGUGAUCAUUUCCUAGAUCCUCGUGACUUAAAUGUUUGAUUUAGGAGUGACAAUGUAAAGAGAAGUUAGAUAUCAGUCACUCUUUGAGGUCAAAGGGUUAAUUUCAAAUGAGGUUCAUUUGAUUGUUUUAACAAAGUUAUCUUCUUUGACCAUGAAAGCUCGGAUUGUAUGAAAACUCGAUUGUUGUUUUGAAACCUAAGGUGCACGCUUUAGGCGUGAUCAGUUUGUAAUGAAUUUUGACUCGCGCUCUUUAUCGAAGAAAAAAAACUCCUUUUUUUCCAGGAAACCUUCUCCAACCGUCCAAGAAGAAAUCAAAACACUAUUUAUCGCGUGUAACAAAGGCACGCUGAAAUAGGAAAAAAGCAAUCAGUGUACGUCUUGUACGUGUUAUACAAACAAUUGUGUACAAGCUAAUAUAAACCCUCUUAGAAUUUCAGUCACGUUGCUCUAAGGCUUCAGAAGAAUGGCUUGUUUUGUACUAUUAAGACCAUUCUACCCUUUGUUUGACCGUGAACCAUUAUGUGGAGUCUCUUUGGAUAGAGUCAUGCAACGAAACUUAAAUGAGUUCGAUAUGGUUUGCACUCUUUGGUCCUCACCCUUAGUCUCCGACGGGAAAGAACAAAAUUUUUUCUGAAUACUGCGCUUAACAAUGAACAGCAUGUGCAUAGAUUUUCAUUAUUCCUUAGCAGAGAGAGAAGUUUCAUAUAGGCCCUGGGAUGAAUUGCGCAAUUAAGCGAUGAACCAAAACCCGACAGCAUGUCUUCUUUCGCAUACUCUGUGGGUUAAAUCUGGAAUUAAACUUCAAGAAUAUUGUCUUUUAGAACCAAAUCACCCCAAAUUUGAUUUACGGGAAUGUUUGCUAAAACGUACAUUAUGGAUAAAAGUCGUCCGUGCGCUAUCGUACCUCUCUGGUAUCGGUAGAAAAUACAAAUGCACUUUGCACGCAUGACGGGUUACUUAUUGUUUUUCCUUUGUGCGCUGUCCGGUAAAUCAGUUAGUUGAGCUUAUUAAUCAUAGCUCGUCUACAUUGGUGAACAGCUGGUCGGGUAAUCAGACCUUAACAAAGGUAUCGCAAAAGGUCGAAAGAUCAAUACCGGUAGUCUUUUACCUUAUAAAAACCAACAAGACGUCUUGUUUUGCAUGAAAGAAAGUUCUAACUUCGUCUAACCACUACAUGUUCCCAAUCUUGAGUUUCUCGUGUUUUGAGACGAUUUUGAAACGAAGUGAGGUCACUUCAAUACGAGUGAGAGAUAUUAAGAAAUGGUGGACAGACACAAAACAUUGAGGGAGCUGGCUUCAGCUUUUGAAACAAGACAUGAAAAAGUUCUAGUCCAGCUCAAAGAACUUGACGGAGUAACAGCCAGUGCGAAUUCAGAAACCUAUGCAGAGAUUGACUUACGCUUUAGAAAUUAUGGAGAUAAAACCCCUAGACGCCAUUCAUGCCAAGGAAAUCUCUUCGGUCAUGCAAUGUUGUCAAGAACAGCUUCUGAUGGACCAGUGUAUGAUUCAGGAAGAAGCUCAUUAAUGGUCCACCAGCACUUUCCAGUUCUGGCCUCAUCAAAACUUCCAAGGAUUCCUGUAAGGAGAAUGUCAAGUGAUCAUGCUGGGAGCAGGCAAGAUUUUGCCCAAAUUCAGGAGAGUUUUACGAAUUUCAACAAUGUUCAGAAAAUUGCUCAGUCAGAGUGCAAUCUUAUGAAUGUGCGCGACCUAAGUCAUACAUCAUUGAAAAGAGGUAGUUUUCCUCGAGAACAAGAUAGGUCCUUUGGCUAUCAGCGCGCACCAGAGGAGGAUGGCCCAAGAAGACGAAGGGCGAGUUGGUGUUCAGCAGGAACAAAGCCUAGACCAAGUAGUUGUCAGGACAUGUCGAGGUGGCGAACCGGGCUACACAGGAGAACUCUGA